CAGCGCUCACCGAACGACGUUCGAAGUCCGCGUUUUCGCGCCAAAACGCGUCAAACUUUCCGUCUGUCAAGUUUUCUUUUUAAACCCAUAGACAAAUUAUUUACAGCCAGUGUUUAAAAAACUAUUUCAUUUUACGUUUCAAGUAUUUUUUUUUCGAAGUUUAAAUGAGAAUGUAAUCUUUCUGUGAACUGUAUGGUGUGCAAAUGUUUUUGUUAUACGAUAUGGCGCAAUAGCCAUAAGUGAUAAGUCACAUAAGAUCGCUUGGUGCAAAGUGAAUAAAAAAGUAAAAAGUGAAAAAAUAUGUGUCACAAAUGAGUAAAGUGUAUAUAAACGAAAUUUUUGUGUAAAAUAAAAAUAAUUAUUGUUGAAAUUAGCAUCAAAACGGAAAAGCGUUAACAAAAUAAAAACCUUUGUGCAAUAAUUUCCUUAAAACUUACUUAAAACCAAAACCAAACCAAAAAAUCAACCUCUAAUAAAACUGUAAACGCCAAAGUGAAAAAGUGUCAGUAAAAGUAAUCAUUAGUGCUACUAUAUUUAAAACCUCUAUAACGAUGUCUAAGUGAAAAAAAAAUCGUGUUCACCAAAGUUCAUCAAUCAAAGUGAAAUAGAUAAAGUUUCGUCAGUUUUCAUCGAAGUUCAUCAACAUUCAUCAGUGAGUCAUAGUGUCUAUGAUGAGUUGGGAGUAUGGGUGACACGAUGCACAAGACUUGCGUCAGGGUCAACUCUGCUGAUGACGACGAGGAGAGGGAUAUCAUUGAAGAUGAUCUGCCCAAGAAGAACCCUUUUAUACGGGGCUCGGACCCGCGCGUCGCGACAUGCCGUGGGCGUCUGCAGACGCGGCGCUGCCAGCUCAACCAGGAGAUCAACAAGGAGCUGCGCCUGCGCGCCGGAGCAGAGAACCUCUUCAAGGCGACGACAAACCGCAAACUCCGCGAGACGGUAGCACUCGAGCUGAGCUUCGUCAACUCCAACCUGCAGCUGCUGAAGGAGCAGCUGGCUGAGCUCAACUCCUCCGUCGAGCUCUACCAAAGUGACAGCAAGGAGUGCGUAAUGCCAAUGGUCCCUCUCGGGCUGAAGGAGACCAAGGAGGUGGACUUCCGCGAGCCUUUCAAGGACUUCAUCCUCGAACACUACAGCGAGGACGCUCAACAGUACGAGGACGCCAUUCACGACUUCAUGGAUAUGAGACAGGCAAUGCGCACCCCUGUGCGGUCGACGGCGGGCGUGGCUCUCCUCUUCAAGUACUACAACCAGCUGUAUUACAUCGAGCGCCGCUUCUUCCCGCCAGACCGCUCGCUUGGCGUCUACUUCGAGUGGUUUGACUCGCUUACAGGAGUCCCAUCGUGCCAGCGAACGGUGGCUUUCGAGAAAGCUUGCGUCCUGUUCAACAUGGCUGGCAUCUACACACAGAUUGGCGCCAAACAGGAGCGCAACACGUGUGCAGGCCUUGACGGCGCGGUGGACGCCCUACUGCGCGCGGCGGGAACCCUCCGGUACAUACACGAGAACUUCACCAACGCGCCCUCUGUGGACCUCGCCGCCGACACCUUACUUGUACUGGGAGCUCUCAUGACGGCGCAAGCGCGGGAGUGCCUGUUCGAGAAGCUGCAGCUGCAGGCGCGCGAGGCGUGCGGCGGCGGCGAGCGCGAGCUGCGCGACGACCUCGACAUGUGCCUCGACCUCGCGCAGGAGAGCGCGCAGCUCGCGCACGUCUACCACCAGCUCUAUGACAAGAUGCAAUCGGAGGGUGUAUUCAACUACGUGCCAUACUCGUGGGUCUCCUUAGUCCACGUAAAGACUGAAUUCUAUAAAGCCCUCGCCCACGAAUAUUGCGCGACGGGUUUACUGAACGCACCGUCAGCGACGCGCGCCAGGGAACGACUCGCCGCCGUGUACGCGCCGGCGGGGGACCGCAGUGUUGAUAAUGGGUCAGCAAUAAAUGCCACAUCAUUGAAGUUUGAACAAGACUUGGACAUCACCGGUCUGGGCCGCGCCCACCUGGCUGAAGCACUGGCGUUGUACGAAGAGGCGCUUAGAUUACAGAGGAUGUGUCGAGAGCUCCGCGACAAGGAGGCGCUGUCCCGCGUGGUCCGUGCGCACCUGGAGCGCGCCAGCCACGAGCGCGCCGCUCUAAGAGACGAGCCUGACUUCGCGGACCUGGUUGACGCGCCGCCAAUACAACCAUCAUCAAAAUUCCAACUGGCCUUGACACCACCGGACUUCGCGCAGCACAGAGUGGAAGACCUGUUCAAAUCCCUCGGCCCCAUCGCAGUUUUCUCAGCCAAGCGCCAUUGGAGCGCCCCCCGCCUCGUCCAACUCCAGAAACACGCUGACCAACGCCGAGAAAGUUCCAGGAGACAGAGAAACGGCAGAAUAGAAGACUACUCAGAACUAAACGGCAAGCGAAGCGAGAAACGCGACCGCUCAGAAGACAACAGCACUUACUACAACCAAAUAAUAAGAAACGAUGAGAAAUACACUGAUGAUUAUGAGAAGAAGAAGCUUCAUAGAGUCAUGAAACAGAAUGGAGUAUACAUCAACAGUUACAAUAAUAAUAACAACUAUGAUUAUCAUCCCAAAAUUAUAGAUUAUUAUUCUAAUAAAUCCGAUAAUGUUCAUACUGAGAAUGGUUAUGAUGUUUAUAGUAAUGGAAAGAAGAACAAUAGAGUUAGGAAGGAUCCUCUAAGAAGAGCAGCGAGUGAAUAUAACGUGUCAAAUGCGAAAACUGAUGAAGAAGGUUUUGGAUUUUCAGUAAGAGGAGACGCACCAGUCAUUAUAGCUGCUGUUGAGCCUAAUUCUUUAGGUGAUAUCGGUGGCAUGCGUGAAGGCGACUUCAUCAUCAGCAUUGGCGAGCGUGACGUCAAGUGGAGCUCUCACGAGGAGGUGGUGCGGCUUAUCCAGCAGGCUGGGGACACGUUAACCAUGCGCCUUGCCACGCCUAUGGAUAAGAGCUGUGUUAAGUCAUCCCCGGACAUUCCGCGGCAGACCAAUUCGAACCAAGGCUCGGUAUCAGCUGCCUCCACAGCCUCGAGUGGCUCCACGGCCGUCACCGCACGCUCCUCUGCCCGUCGUGCGCCGUCUUGGAACCCCUUCCGAAGACAUACUUCUAGAGACAACAGCUCCCACCGUGGCUCACAUACCAGCAACGUUAUCUUUAGAUAAACGCCAUCUAGUGUUGCGAAUUGGCUCUAGCUCCUUAGCGAGCAAGGUAUUCUGUGUAAUUCUUUUUGAUAACGCGCGCUUGG
This is a messenger RNA of Pectinophora gossypiella (pink bollworm), 3245 nucleotides long. It is a transcript of the gene Rhp, whose product is annotated as rhophilin-2-B. The transcript is spliced from 16 exons. Gene Ontology annotation, biological process: negative regulation of stress fiber assembly; signal transduction. Gene Ontology annotation, molecular function: protein binding. The coding region runs from base 685 to 3162 and encodes 825 amino acids. The record is from RefSeq and is a predicted model, not a curated record. NCBI's taxonomy places the organism in Eukaryota, Metazoa, Arthropoda, Insecta, Lepidoptera, Gelechiidae.